CAACAUGUUAUCCAAAAUGCAAAAAUGGUGGGGAGUGCCUCAGACCUGGAAAAUGCAGAUGUCCACCUGGUUAUGGGGGUAGAUACUGUCAUAAAGUAAGCUGUGAAGGAGGCUGUCAGAAUGGUGGGGAAUGCAUCUCUGUGAACGGAGUUGUGAAGUGCCUUUGUGCUUCUGGCUGGACAGGAUCAAGGUGCCAAGAAGCAAUUUGUCCCCAAGGUUGUCGAAAUAAUGGAGCUUGUGUGGCUCCUGGGAUUUGUAGCUGUCCAGCUGGAUGGGUUGGUGGAGCAUGUCACUUAGCUGUAUGUGAAGUACCUUGUCAACAUGGAGGAAAAUGCAUAGCUCCAAACGUGUGCAGAUGUCGACUGCCGUACUCUGGUCUACACUGUACAAAGAAAAGGAAGGAAUGA
Messenger RNA from Eurypyga helias (sunbittern), 407 nucleotides. Its product is annotated as von Willebrand factor D and EGF domain-containing protein-like. Gene Ontology annotation, molecular function: signaling receptor binding. Gene Ontology annotation, cellular component: extracellular region; cell surface. The annotation marks the transcript as partial. The record is from RefSeq and is a predicted model, not a curated record. Gene Ontology annotation, biological process: anatomical structure development. The transcript has 4 exons. Lineage: Eukaryota; Metazoa; Chordata; Aves; Eurypygiformes; Eurypygidae.